AGUGAAGCAAUAGGGAACUACUUCCUCGUUACCCCCACAAUCACAACAUUAUUUGUGCGCAAUGGGUGAAUCUGCGUCGUCGGGAGGAGAUUUUUAGAUCUAACAGUCGGUGCACAUCGUUGGGAAGCUCCGGGAAACGGAGACGUUUCAUUAUGCUUCAGCUCAACGACGCAAUGGAGCCGGAGAGUCCGGGCGCUGCGGUUCUCCACCCUGCAGAAACCGAGGACGGGGUCGAGGUUGCCUUCACGCCGCCGGAGGCCGGCCGAAGCUUUGGACACGCCGCCUCCGUGGCCUGCUGUCCCCCGUUACAAACGCUGACGCCUUUUCAUGUGCAUAACCCCACCAUGCAAGCGAAAGUGAAGGACUACUUCGUGUUCAGACCAGGUACCAUUGAGCAGGCGGUGAGCGACAUCAGGACUGUGGCACUGCCGUCCGAGGAUGGAGAGGUGCUUAGUGUCUGGCUGCUGGCUGAAAUUGAUCACUGGAAUAACGAAAGGGAGAGACUUGUGCUGAUAACUGAUAGGUCCCUGUUGGUGUGCAAGUAUGACUUCAUUAACCUGCUGUGUCAACAAGUAAUCAGGAUCUCUCUCAAUGCUGUGGACACCAUCUCAGUGGGCGAGUUUGAGUUUCCACCCAAAUCCCUCAACAAAAGAGAAGGCUAUGGGAUUCGUGUCCAAUGGGACAAACGUCCCCGGGCUUCAUUCUUUAACCGCUGGAACCCCUGGUCCACAGAGAUGCCCUACGCCACAUUCACAGAGCACCCCAUGGCCCAUGCUGAUGAGAAGGUGGCCUCUCUCUGCCAGUUGGACAACUUCAAAAUCCAGCUCGUGCAGGCAGUGAAGAGAGCCCAUAAGGAGCACCCGAUCCCAGGUCGAGCUAACGGUGUGCUGAUCCUGGAAAGACCCCUGCUUAUUGAAACAUAUCUAGGCAUAAUGUCCUUCAUUAACAAUGAAGCUAAGUUGGGCUACUCCAUGACACGCGGCAAGAUUGGCUUCUAAAUUCAGUCGUUUCUCCAAACUACAACAGUUCAACUCAUGUGUCUGUGUUAAACUACACUGUCUGAGGGAAGCUGCAGUGUAAUGUGUAACAUGUCUGUGCGUGUAUGCAGAAUCCAAGAGAUGCCCACACACCUUCCUGAGUCGGUGUAAUGGUCAGCCAACUGUACGUAAAUGAUGCACAGCACUGUAACAACUGUCUACUCAUUCAUUUUUUUGUGCCCCUAGUCCCCCCUUUCUGUCAGAGUUCCACACAAGUCUCACACACACACGACCUUCAGGAGUGUGUGGCCGUGCUAUAAGAGUUGGGAGAUAAAAGGCACAGCACGUACUUUAUAUUGAGCUUCUUGAAGUCUCACGUUUCUGGUUUAACCACUAAAUGACAGACUGUCAAAAUGAAUGUGAUAUUUAGAACAGUGAAACCGUAUCAUCAGCCAAGAUGAGUUCCACGUUUGCUACAUGAUAUGGUUUGUGUUUGCAUUAUUCGGACCACAGAGCCAUGUAGCUUCUUGGAAUGGAAAAGCAGCUGAUGAACUGAGUAGGAUUGCUGUGUCACAUAAUUAUUCAAAUAAAUUUAUGUCGAGAUAUGGAAGGAAACUAGAUAGGAGAGCAUAGCAUCUGCAAGGCUGUGCACUGGGCUCAGCUUUGGUACUGAUUUGCAGAAUGCAUGGGCUUGUUCAGUAGUAAUGAUGAAUUACAUAUCAAAAUCCUCUCUCUUGUAUUUAACCCUUGUCUUAUUUUCAGUGCUUAUAUUUACCUAAAUGAUGUCUUUGCUUAGAGCAGGGAGCUACCAUUUGCAGAGCUGUAUUAGCUACAAUAACAAAAAUGUUCUUUUUAUGUCAGAAAUAAUAUGUGCAAUGUGAACAUGUAAAUCUUUAUGUUUGUUCUGUGAGUUGCCAUUAUGGUGCUGCAAUUUGCAUUUGUUUUAGACAUAUAUUUGCACUCAGCUGUAUUAAACUGUGCAGAGGGCGGGUUGGGUUACAAAGUGGCACAGAUGCAGAUAAAGCUUUGCAUAAGUACAUUAACUUCCUAGAAUGUGUGCGUUGUGGAUAUUAUUGUCCAGCCAAAGGUUACAGAACAUACUUCCAUGCAUCGCCAAUACCAACAGAAAACAUCCCAAAAUGCCUUUUUUUGUGGUCUUAUUUGUGCAUGUUCCCUGCAUGUUCAGUCUGCAUGAAAGAUGUUUUUUUUAAAGAAAUAUCCCAAGUGAAUCUGUAAAUACUGAUUGUUUUGUUUAGAUACAUUUUUUUCCAAUGCAUUUGACUUAAAUGAUCUAAGAAUAUGAAUAUACCAUUAACAGUUCUCAAGUAUUUUAUUUAGGGAUAUUAACUCAUUUCUACAAACACGUGAAGGUUUUGUUUUUUGUUUUAGAUAUCUGUAGCACAGUAGCCACUAUGGAAAAUUAAAAAUGCCUCUAUGUUUUUGUCAGGGCUGAGGCUUGGGGUGGAUAUAGAACUGCUUUACGAUUACGUUUGUACUGUCGAGGACUGAAACUACUAGGACUGAUUGAAGUUACAGUUCAUGUGUCUUUAGAGCAAGAUGAUGCCUUGAAGACAAGAAAUACUGUCCUGGUAUAUUUAGUACUGCCUGUUGCUGUUUGGAUUUCUUACUGACAUUUCAGUCUGGUCAUAGCGGGUAACGCCUUUUACAUGCUACAAGUAAUGAUGCACUAUUUGCAGGUUAAAGAUAAUGCAACUUGUGUCAUGAAGAACUGCUUUAA
This is a messenger RNA of Pelmatolapia mariae (spotted tilapia), 2715 nucleotides long. It is a transcript of the gene tprg1l, whose product is annotated as tumor protein p63 regulated 1-like. Gene Ontology annotation, cellular component: cytoplasm. The transcript has 6 exons. Lineage: Eukaryota; Metazoa; Chordata; Actinopteri; Cichliformes; Cichlidae. Bases 153 to 998 code for a protein of 281 amino acids. The record is from RefSeq and is a predicted model, not a curated record.